AUGGCUGAGAUGGCCCCGGAGGACAGAGGGCUGGGGACCAGGGCUGCUCCCCAAGAUGCCUCGGGCCUCCAGGACAGCUUAUUCUCUUCUGAAAACGACAGCAGCCUGUACUUCACCUACAGCGGCCCGUCCAACACCUUGGAGGUCCGAGGCCUCAGCUACCAGGUGGAUGUGGCCUCCCAGGUGCCUUGGUUUGAGCAGCUGGCUCAGUUCAAGAUGCCUUGGGCAUCUCCCAAGGACUCUUGUGAGCUGGGCAUCCAGAACCUGAGCUUCAAAGUGAGGAGUGGGCAGAUGCUGGCCAUCAUAGGGAGCUCAGGUUGUGGCAGAGCCUCUUUCCUGGACGUGAUCACCGGGCGAGGCCACAGUGGCAAAAUUAAGUCCGGCCAAAUCUGGAUCAACGGGCAGCCCAGCACCCCGCAGCUGGUGAGGAAGUCUGUGGCCCACGUGCGCCAGCAGGACCAGCUGCUCCCCAACCUGACCGUCCGCGAGACCUUGGCUUUCGUCGCCCAGCUGCGCCUGCCCAGGACCUUCUCCCAGGCCCAGCGUGACAAGAGGGUGGACGACGUGAUCGCCGAGCUGCGGCUGCGGCAGUGUGCCAACACGCGCGUGGGCAACACCUACGUGCGGGGGGUGUCGGGGGGCGAGCGGCGGAGAGUCAGCAUCGGGGUGCAGCUGCUGUGGAACCCAGGGAUCCUCAUCCUGGACGAGCCCACCUCCGGGCUCGACAGCUUCACGGCCCACAACCUGGUGAAGACCCUGUCCAGGCUGGCCAAGGGCAACAGGCUGGUGCUCAUCUCCCUGCACCAGCCUCGUUCCGACAUCUUCAGGCUCUUCGACCUGGUCCUCCUGAUGACAUCGGGCAUCACCGUCUACUUGGGGGCCGCCCAGCACAUGGUCCAGUAUUUCACGGCGGUCGGCUACCCCUGUCCUCGCUACAGCAACCCUGCUGACUUCUAUGUGGACCUGACCAGCAUCGACAGGCAGAGCAGAGAGCAGGAAGCGGCCACCCGGCAGAAAGCACAGUCACUGGCAGCCCUGUUUCAGGAGAAAGUGCGCGACUUCGACGACUUUCUGUGGAGAGCAGAGGCCGGGGAGCCAGGCAUGAGAAAAAUGAAGCUUACAGAGGUUCACUGACGUGGCCAAGGUCACAGGGUGGUUGCAGGCUGUUCCCUUGGCAACCCUUUCUUUUGUUUUUUAAGUCGUCAGAUUUCCAACGACUUUCGAGACCUGCCAACCCUCCUCAUCCACGGGGCGGAGGCCUGCCUGAUGUCCCUGGUCAUCGGGUUCCUCUAUUACGGCCACGGGGCCGUCAAGCUCUCCUUCAUGGACACGGCCGCCCUGCUGUUCAUGAUCGGAGCGCUCAUCCCGUUCAACGUGGUCCUGGACGUCAUCGCCAAAUGUCACUCCGAGAGGGCAAUGCUUUACUAUGAACUAGAAGACGGGCUGUACACCGCUGGCCCAUAUUUCUUUGCCAAGGUCCUCGGGGAGCUUCCCGAGCACUGCGCCUACAUCGUCAUCUACGGGAUGCCCACCUACUGGCUGGCCAGCCUGCGGCCGGGCCCCCAGCCCUUCCUGCUGCACCUCCUGCUGGUGUGGCUGGCCGUCUUCUGCUGCAGGCUCAUGGCCCUGAGCGCGGCCGCCCUGCUGCCCACCUUCCACAUGUCCUCCUUCUUCGGCAACGCUCUCUACAACUCCUUCUACCUCACCGCGGGCUUCAUGAUCAGCCUGAACAACCUGUGGACAGUGCCGGCCUGGAUUUCCAACGUGUCCUUCCUCCGGUGGUGUUUCGAGGGGCUGAUGCAGAUUCAGUUUAAAGGGCAAACUUACCACCUGGCGGUUGGCAACCUCACCUUCCCCAUCCCGGGGGACAAAAUCCUCAGCUCCAUGCACCUGGGCUCGCACCCGCUCUACGCCAUCUACUUCAUUCUCAUCGGCAUCAGCGGUGGCUUUGUGGCCCUGUACUACGUGUCCUUGAAGUUCAUCAAGCAGAAGUCAAAGCAUCUCACAUCCUUGGUUCCCCACGCUGGAGCUUUAACAAAUGCCAGUGUGGCCCAACCCCUAGAGAUUCUGAUCCCACUGGGUCAGAGAGCAAAUAGUUUAGGCUUUGAGGCCACAAGGCCUCUGUCACAGCUAAUCGACUCUCGUUGCAAUGUGAGAGCCGCAGGCCUCUCCAGAGUGCGGUGGUGUGGCCGUGUUCCAACGGAACACUCACAGAAGCGGGCGGCCUGCUGGACUUGGCCCCAGGCUCUGGUUUGCAGACUCUCCAUGAAAACGUAG
Miniopterus natalensis is the source of this 2277-nucleotide messenger RNA. The record is from RefSeq and is a predicted model, not a curated record. NCBI's taxonomy places the organism in Eukaryota, Metazoa, Chordata, Mammalia, Chiroptera, Miniopteridae.